CAUGAUGGGUCAUGAGCCUCUUAUAACUCGCGCUAUGGUCCACUCUCUCUCAGACCCUUCACACUAACAAAAAAAAAAAAAAAAAACACAAUAAGUUGCACGUUUUACCUUCAUAGUUGUUCAAUCUUAAUCAAACUGGUAUGCAAAAAUUGAACCUGUUUGAACAGUGACUGUGGUCUUGAAUUGAUCAGAUUGGAAUAUGCAGCUUCAGUGGCAUGAAAAGUUCAAGGUUUUGAUCAACAACAGAUGGCUGGUGUUUGUGUGUGCAAUGUGGGUGCAGUCGUGUGCAGGUGUUGGGUACUUGUUUGGGAGCAUAUCACCUGUGAUAAAGAGUGCCAUGGGGUACGACCAGAGGCAGGUGGCUUUUUUGGCUGUGGCUAAGGACUUGGGUGAUAGUAUUGGUUUUGUGGCUGGGAGUUUGUGUGAGGUUUUGCCCAUCUGGGUCAUUUUGCUCAUUGGGGUGGUGCAGAACUUUGUUGGGUAUGGCUUGGUUUGGCUUGUGGUUGCUGGUGUAUUGCCUGCUUUGCCUUUUUGGGUGUUGUGCCUUGCAAUAUUUGUGGGAACAAACGGUGAGACCUACUUCAACACAGCUGCUCUAGUUUCAUGUGUGCAAAACUUCCCCAAAAGCCGGGGUCCUGUUGUGGGGAUAUUGAAGGGAUUUGCUGGAUUGAGUGGUGCAAUUUUGACUCAGAUUUAUCUUAUGAUCAAUUUUCCGAAUGAAUCAUCACUCAUUUUCAUGGUUGCCGUUGGACCAACAAUUGUUAUUAUUGCUCUGAUGUUCAUUGUUAGACCUGUGGGAGGUCACAGACAAGUUAAACCGUCUGAUAAUUCAAGCUUUUUCUUUACCUACAGUGUUUGCCUCAUUCUGGCAAUUUAUCUGCUGGCAGUGUUGGUGAUUGAGGAUCUGGUUAACGUGAGUCAAGCUAUAAUCACUUUAUUUGCAGUUAUUUUAAUUCUUCUCAUACUGCUUCCAGUUAUAAUUCCCAUUCGAUUGGUAUUCUUCUCGGGACCAAGGCCUCCAGCUGAGGAGAGCCUUCUCUCUGAAGCACAGAAACAAGAAGCAAGUAAAUCUGAGCAGGAUGUGAAUGAGAUUAUUCUCAGUGAGGUUGAAGAUGAGAAGCCUCCAGAAGUAGACUCCCUUCCGGCAUCAGAAAGGCAAAAACGAAUUGCUCAUUUGCAAGCUAAACUGUUCCAAGCUGCUGCUGAAGGAGCUGUGAGAAGGCGAAAAGGCCCUCGUAGAGGAGAGGAUUUCACCUUAAUGCAGGCAUUAAGAAAAGCAGAUUUUUGGCUGAUCUUCUUCUCCCUCGUUCUGGCUUCUGGAUCCGGUAUGGCAGUUAUUGAUAACUUGGGUCAGAUUUGUGAAUCACUGGGAUAUAAUGAUACAACUAUAUAUGUAUCCUUGAUCAGCGUUUGGAACUUUCUUGGCCGUGUUGGUGGCGGCUACUUCUCUGAGCUUGUAAUAAGAAAAUAUGCCUUCCCAAGACCAGUGACAAUGGCUGUUGUUCAGGUUAUCAUGGCAAUUGGCCUUUUCUACGCUACUAUGGGAUGGCCUGGAGAAAUUUAUGUUCUCACCGUGUUCAUAGGGCUUGGGUAUGGUGCUCACUGGGCAAUUGUGCCAGCUUCAGCUUCUGAGCUAUUUGGCCUGAAGAGUUUUGGGGCCUUGUAUAAUUUUCUUACACUUGCUAGUCCAGUAGGUUCUCUGAUUUUCUCAGGUGUCAUUGCUAGUGGUAUAUAUGACUAUUAUGCAGAGCUGCAAGCCGGCCUCUCACAUCAAAAUUCUGAAGCCAUGCUUGCAAUUCCUCUUCGUGAUGAUGACCUCACUUGUUUGGGAACCAUAUGCUAUUCCAUCACAUUUGGGAUCCUGUCUGGACUUUGCCUUGUGGCAACAGUCUUGAGUUUGAUUGUUGUUUAUCGGACUAAGAGGGUUUAUGCCAACCUGUAUGGAAAUUCUCGCAGUUGAGUUACAAGUUUCUGAAGAGUGAAGACCUACUAUUAGCAUAUGGGUGCCAAGAAUUAUUCACUCUUACUUUAAGGCUGAGGAUCCUGUUGAGGAGAAAGUGCAAUGAUGCAAACAUUUUUUGCUGCACAUAGUGCAUAAAGUGAGAACCAGCAACCAAGCACAAAUCUACCAUCAAAUUCUAUCAGUUUAUUUUGUAAAGCAAGACCUAUAAGGUUUUCUGGUUGGAACCUUUGCUUGGUUUGGCAUGUGUUUUCACAAAUUGUUCUUGUACCCUUAAAAUACCAUUUUUUUUUCAUUAUCUGCAGGAUGAUUUCCUGCUUACCAUC
Messenger RNA from Quercus lobata, 2286 nucleotides. RefSeq names its product protein NUCLEAR FUSION DEFECTIVE 4-like. Gene Ontology annotation, cellular component: membrane. Lineage: Eukaryota; Viridiplantae; Streptophyta; Magnoliopsida; Fagales; Fagaceae. Bases 200 to 1960 code for a protein of 586 amino acids. The transcript has 3 exons. The record is from RefSeq and is a predicted model, not a curated record.